UACUGUUGUAAAACAGUAAGAUCAUUUUAAUUACACCACUAAAAAAGACACGCAUCAGUAAUUAGACACUCUCCAUCCUUAGGCGUAUCCAUCUCUGAAGCACUUGGCGUCUUGGACAAGGGACCUGUGCCAGCGCGUGGAGCAGUUUGCUCGCUGGGCGGAAACCACUUGCCUUCCUGUCCUCUUCUGGCUGUCUGGAUUUACCUUCCCUAUGGGCUUCAUCACCGCUGUACUGCAGAGCUCUGCACGCCAGAACAAUGUGUCUGUAGACACUCUAUCCUGGGAGUUCACUGUCAACACUAUGGAUGACAAGAAUCUGCUUUUCCCUCCCAAGGAUGGAGUGCUUAUCCCGGGGCUGUAUCUGGAGGGGGCGGGCUGGGAUAAGAAAGCUUCCUGUCUGGUGGAGGCAAAGCCAUUGCCGCUGGUCUGUCCCAUGCCCUCCAUCCACUUCAGACCUGUGGAGAGCCUCAAGAGGGUCUCCAAGAGUGAGUACACAGUCCUACACACAUCCCUGUGUUACUGA
Molecule: messenger RNA, 523 nt
Organism: Cyprinus carpio (common carp)
Lineage: Eukaryota; Metazoa; Chordata; Actinopteri; Cypriniformes; Cyprinidae
Product: dynein axonemal heavy chain 2-like
Exons: 3
Coding region: 212-523 (103 amino acids)
Source: RefSeq, a predicted model, not a curated record